AAAGGAAAAGCACUCUGACGACCAGUACGAUCAGCUGUUGGUUGGCUAUUGUUUUUAUUCUGUGUUGUAGAAAAUCUGAAUAUGGAAAAAAUAUUCAUUGAGCAUCCCUGGGAAGAUGACGAUAGAUCCUCUGUUAAUGAAUUUAAUUUCAAAUUUGUCAAAGAAAAGGUUUCUAAAGCCAGUGUAAGUAAACGAGCAAAUAAGUUGCAAAAUUCAACACCAGGAAGAUUUGUACGAGCACCUUCUGAAGAUGUCCAAGAAACGCCGAAUAAAAUUCAACCAUCAAACCGUAAAAGGAAAGCUACUCAACCGACAAAAUCGCUUCAUGAUGAAGCUGGACACGCGAAGCAAAAGAAACAAAAAGAAGUUGCAAACGUCGGGCAACCGAAACCAUCCGAUAAACAACUGAAUGGUAAAGGUACAGCUUCCAGCAAAGAGGUUAGUCUUCGGGAAAAACUUGUCGAAAGUCUAAAGGGAUCUCGGUUCAGAUUCCUAAACGAGCAGUUGUACAAAUCAACCGGUGAGGUUUCUAGGAAAAUGUUUCUGGAAGAUCCUGAAGCUUUUCGGGCUUACCACGACGGCUACCGGCACCAGAUUGCCCAAUGGUGUGUGAAUCCGCUGGAUCGAAUCAUCAAAAGCAUUCAGAAGCUACCGAAAAACUUCGUCAUUGCGGAUUUCGGUUGCGGUGAAGCUCGUUUGGCCGAAGAAGUACCACACAAAGUCUAUUCUCUCGAUUUAGUUGCUGCAAACAAGGGUGUAAUAGCGUGCGAUAUGGCCCAAACUCCUUUAGAAACCAAUUCAACAAACGUUGUAGUGUUUUGCUUGUCUUUGAUGGGGACCAAUCUGAGGGAUUUUUUAUUAGAAGCAAACAGAAUUAUGAAAGUCGGUGCCCUACUAAAAAUUGCCGAAGUUUCAUCCCGUUUUGACAACGUAAAGGAAUUUAUCGAUUGCGUACACAAGUGUGGCUUUUUGCUAGAUUCCAAAGAUCUUAAGCACAAGCUGUUUUAUUUUUUCAACUUCAAAAAAGUUCGUACGGUAGACAAACAGUCAUUGAAAGGUAAGCACUUUAGUCUUAAACCAUGCCUUUACAAGAAGAGGUAA
Messenger RNA from Sabethes cyaneus, 1101 nucleotides. RefSeq names its product ribosomal RNA-processing protein 8. Bases 82 to 1101 code for a protein of 339 amino acids. Gene Ontology annotation, cellular component: chromatin silencing complex; nucleolus; rDNA heterochromatin. The record is from RefSeq and is a predicted model, not a curated record. Gene Ontology annotation, biological process: rDNA heterochromatin formation; cellular response to glucose starvation; regulation of transcription by glucose. The transcript is spliced from 4 exons. NCBI's taxonomy places the organism in Eukaryota, Metazoa, Arthropoda, Insecta, Diptera, Culicidae. Gene Ontology annotation, molecular function: methyltransferase activity.